AUGGCGAGGGGGAGAGAGGGGGGGGGGGGGGGCGGAGCGGGGGGGGGGGGGGGGUGUGGUGGGGCAGGGUGGGGGGGGGGUGAGGAGGGGGUAGGGGGGAGGGGGCUCGGGUGGGGGCAGGGGGGGGGGGGGGGGGGGGGGGGCGGCGCGGGGGGGGCGGGAACGAGGGGGGGGGGGGGGAGCGGGAGAGGUGGGGGGGGGAGGGACAGGGGGGGUGGGGUGACGGGAGGGAGGGGGCUGGGCGGGGGGAGGGUGGCGGUGGGGGGGGCUGGAGGGAGGCGGGGGGGGAGGGGCGGGGGGGGGGUCGCGGCCGUCGAGGCGGGUCGGUGGGCGUGGGGGGGAGGGAGACGUGGGGAAGGGGGGGGUGGGUUGCGGGGGGAGCGGGGCAGGGCGGCGGGGCGGGGCGGGGGGACGGGGGAGGAACGCGGGGGGGGGGGAGCCGGGGGGGGGAGCGGGCGGGGGACGCGGGAGGGCGGGGCGGCGGGGGGGGGCGGGGGGCGGGGCGGGGGGGGCGCAGCGGGGGGCCGGGCGGCGGGUGAGCGGGGGGGGGGGCGGGCAGGGAGUGGGGGGGAGGCGCGGCGGUCUACCGGCGCGGCGCGGGGGGGGGGCGGGAAGCGGAAGGAGGGGGGAGGGCGGGGUCGGAGGGGGGGAAGGGGCCGUGGGGGGCGGGAGGGGGGGGGGGGUGCAUGGGGGGGGGGGGCACGGGAGGGGGGCGGCGAGGGGGGGGGGGGAGAGGGGGGGGGGGUCGGGGGGGGUGGGGGGGGGCGGGGGGGGUGGGUGGGCGAGGGGGAAAGGGGAGCGGGGCGGGGGCGGGGGGGGCGGGGGACCGUGGGCGGGGGGGUGGCGGGGGGGGGUGGGGGGGGGGAUUGGCGGGCGCGGGGGGGGGGGGCGGACGGGGUGAGGGGAGGGGAGGGGGGGGGUGGGGGGGCGGAACGGGCGGGGGAGCCGGGCGCGGGGGGGCGGGGCAGGGGGACGGUCGGGGGGGGCGGGGCGGGGGAGGGGGCGGGGCGCGAGGGGGGUGGGGGGCGGCGGGGGCGGGGGGCGUGGGGGCGGGCGGGUGAGGCGUGGGGGAGGGGGGGGGGGGAGGGGGGGCGGGGGGCGGGGGGUGGGGGGGUGUCGGGAGCGGAGGGGGGCGGGAUCGCGGCAAGGGCGGGGAAGGGGGGGCCGCGCGGGGCGGGGGCGGGGGAGGGGGGGCGGAAAGGGGGAUGGCAAGGGGGGGGGAAGUGGGGGGGGGGGAAGGUGGGAGCUGGCGAGGGGGGCGCGGCCGGAGGGGGGGGGAAGGGGGCUGGGGCGGGGAGGGGCGCGGGGGGGGGGGUGCGGGGGUGGCGGGGGGGGAGGGGGGGGGGGGGCAAGCCGGGGGGGGGGGGGGGGGGGGGGGUGGGGGGGGCGGUUAGGGGACGGGGGGGGGUGAGGGCGGCGGGGCGUGGGGGGGGCGGGGGGGAGGGGGGGGGGCGUGGGGAGCUGCGCGGGGCGGAGGAGGGCGGGGGGGCGGCGGACGGAGGUGGCCCGGGGGAGCGGGGGGGGGUGGGAGCCGGGGGGGGGGGAGGUGGGGAUGGGAUGAGGGGGGGCUUGGCGGCGGGGAUAGGGGGGCUGGCUGGGGGGGAAGGGGGAGGGGACCAGGGGGGGGGAGGGGGGGGGGGGGGGCGGAGGGGGGUGGGGGGGGGGGCGGGGAGGGGGCGAGGGGGGGGGGGGGGGGGGAGGGGGGGGGGGGGCGCGGUGGGGGGGGGGGGUGGGGAGGUGCAGGGUGGCUGGGAGGGGGGGAUUCGCCCGGUGGGUGAAGGGGGGGGGGGUAGGGGGGAGGGGGGGAGGGAGGCGGUGCAAUGGGCGAGGAGGGCGGAGGGAGGGGGGGGGGGGGCGGGGGGGGGGGGCGGGGGCGUGGCGGGGGCUCUGGCGGGUGCGGUCGCGGCGGGGGGCAGGGGGAGGGGAGAGUGGGGGGGGGGGCUCGGGGUGGGAGACGGGGGGAGGGGGUGGCGGGACAGAAGGGGGAGGGGGGGGGGGGGGGGGGCAGGGGGGCGGGAGCGGGGAGCGCGGGGGCUAGCGGGGGAGGGCGGGGAGAGGCGCGGGGGGCGGGGGGGGGGUAGGAGAGCGACCGGGGGGGUCCGGGGGGUGGCGCUGGGGGGGGGGCGGGUGACGGGGGAUCAGGGUGCCGAGGGGGGGGGGGGGGGCGGGGGGGGGGGGGCGCGUGGGGGCCGUGGUGGCGGGGGGAGGGGGGGCGGGUGGUCGGGGGUGACGGUGGGGGGGGUGGGGUGGGGGGGGGGAACAAUGGGGGGUCACGGGGGGAGAGGGGGGGCAGGGCGAGGGGGGGGGAGGGGGCAGGGGGGGGGGGGGGUCGGGGGGGGCGACGGCGGGGGGGGGGGGGCGGGCGAGGGGUGGAGUGGAGCGGUGGAGGGGGGGGGGCGAGUCGGGACGGGGGGGGGGCGGGGGGGGGUCGGGGCCGGGGCGGGGGGGGGAGGGAAGGGGGAGGGGGAAGGGCGGUGUACGGGGGGCGGGGAGGAGGGGGGGAGAGGGGGAGGGGGGCGGGGGGAGAGCGGCGGGCGGGGGGGAGGAGGGGGCGGGGAGGGCGGGCCGGGAGGAGGGGGGGGGAGGGCGGGAGGGGGUUGGGGGGGGGGCAGGGCGGGGGAGGGGGGGGGGGGGGGGGGCGGGGGGGCGGAAGGGGGAGUGGGAGUGGGGCGGGGGGGGGGGGCCGAGGGGAGGGAUGGGGCCCGGCGGAGACCGGGAGGGGCGGAGGCGGGGGGGCGGAGGAGGCGGGGUAGAGAGGGGGUGGAAGCGGAUACCGGUGGGGUGGGGGGGGGGCUGGGGGGGGGGCGGGGGGAGGGAGAUAAGGAGGUCGGGGGUGAGGGGGCGAGGGGCGCAACGGGGGGCGGGGGGUGUGUGGGGGUGUGGGGUCGGAGGGGGGGGGCGGGGGGAGGGGAGGCGGAGAGGGCUGGUGGGGGGUGGGAAAGGGGGGUGAGUGUGGGGGGCGAGGGGGUGGGGGGGAGGGGCGCGUGGGCGGGGGGGUGGGGGGCGGGCGGGGGGGGGGUGGCGCGUGUGGGAGGUGGGGGGGGGGGGAGGGACGAGGGCGGGAGGGGGAGGGGGGAGGGGGCGGGGGACGGCGGUGGGGGGUGGCUGGGGCGGCGGGGGCGGGUCGGUGGGGGGGAGGGUGGCGGGGUGUCGGGCCGGGGGCGUGGGGGGGGGGGGGGGGGGGGGGCGGGGGGCGGCAGGGGGUCGGGGGGGGGGGGGGGGGGCCGGAGUGGGACGCGACGGACGGGCGGGGAAGCGGGGGGGCGGGGGGUAGGGCGGAGGGGGGCGGUGGGGAGGGCGGGGGGGUGGAGGGGUGGGCCGGAGAGGCGCGGGGGAGUAGGGGGGGGGGGGCGGGAGGGCCGGGGUGGAGACGUGGCGGUGGGUGGGGAGGGGGGGGAGGGGGGCGGGGGCGAGGGGGGUGGCGGGGGGCGGGGGGGGGGGGGGGAGCGGCCGGGGGGGGGGUGGGGGGCGGGCGGGGGCCGGAAUGGGGGGCCGGGCGGGGCAGGAGGGUGGGGCGGGAGCGGGAGGCGGGGGAGGGUCUGGCGCGGGCAGGGGGCGGGCGGGGGGCGAGGCGGGGGGAGGGGGGGUGGGUCCGCUAGAACAGAGGGGCGGGAGGCGGGGGGUAGUGCGGGCGCGGGGAGGGGGGGGGCGCGGGGGCUGGGGGGCGGAGGGGCGAGGGAGGGGUGGGGGUGGGGUAGAGCGGGGGACGGCGGGGGCCGGCGGGGGGAGGGUGGGGGGGGAGGGCCGGGGGGGGGGGGGUGGGGGGCAGGGGGGGGGGGGGGGGAAGGGGUGAGGGGGCGCGGGGGGGUGGGAGGGUAUGGGGGGGAGGGGCGGCGAGGGGGGACGAGAAAGCGAGGGAGGGGGGGGAGGGGGAGGGGUGGGCGGGGGGGGGGGGCGGGGCGGGGGGGUGGGGGGCGGGGCGGGCGGGGCGGGGGUGGGGGGGCUGUGGGGGGGGGGGUGGAGGGGAGGGGAGGAACCGGGGGGGGAGGGACUGGGGGGGGUGGGGGGGCGGAGCGGGGGGGGGGGGGGGUGAGGAGGGAGGGGGGGGGCGGAGGGGGGCAGCGUGGAAGGCACCACGGGGGGGGGGAGGGGGGAGGAGGGCGGAGGCGGCGGGGGAGGGGAGGGGGGGGGGGGGGGGCGGGCGGGGGCGGGGGGGGGGGGUGGUGGGACCGUGUGGGGGGGGGCGUGGGGGGGGCGCCAACGGGGGGGAUGGGGAGGCCGAGGGGGUGGGGGGUGGACGGGCCGGGGGGGCGGGGGGAGGCGCAGGGGACGGGUGGGGGGGCGGGGGGGGUGGGGGCUGGGUGGGGAGCGCGGGGUAAGGCACCGCGGGGGGGCGGGGGAGCGGGGGGGGGAGGAGGGGGGUUGGGGGAGAGUGUGGCGGGGGGUGGGGGGGGGCGGGGGGGGGGUGGGGCCGGGGUGGGGGGCCGGGGGGGCGAGGGGAGGGGGGGGGGAGGGGGGGAGCGAGGGGGGGGACGGGCCGGUGGUGGGGGGGGGGGGCGGGAGGGGAGGGGGGGGGGGGGGGGGGGGGGGGGCGUCCGGGUGGGGGGUGGGGGGGGGAGGGGGGGUGGGGGGGGCGCGGGGGGGGCGAGUGGACGGGGUGAAGGGGGGGGGGGGGGUGGGGGGGGGCGGGGACGGACGGGGGGGCGGAGGGGGGGGGGGGGCGGCGAUGGGGGGGCGGGGGGCAGGGGGAAGAGGGGGGGAGGUGGAGGGGGGGGGAGGGGAGGGGCGGGGAUGAGGAAGGGCGGGGGGGGGGGGGGAGGGGGAGGGGGUGGGAGGGGGGGUGCGGAACCCAGGGUAGGGGGGCGGGGGGCCUGCGCCGGGAGAGACGGGGCGCGGACGGAAGUCUGGCGGGGGGAGGGGGUGGGGGGGGGGAGGGGAGGAGGGGGGGGGGGGCCUAGGGAGGGGGGCGGGGGCGGGGGCGGGCGGGGGGGGGGGGGGCUGGGAACGGGGGGGGGGGGGGGGAGGGGGGAGGGCGGCGGCGGCGGGGGGGCGGUGGAGCGGGAGGGGGGGGCGGGGGGGGGGGGGCGGGGCUGGGGGGACGCUCGGGGUGCCGGGGGGGGGGGGGGGCUGGGGGGGGGGGGCGUGGGGCCGGGGAAAGGGGGGGCGAGAGGGGGGGAGGGAGGGGGGCGGGCGGAGGGGGGGAAGCUGGCUUCGGGGCGAGGCGGGGUCGCGGGCGAGGCGGGCCCACGGAGGGGAGCGAGGGCUCGGGGGGUAGCGGGGGGCAGGGCGGUGAGGGGGGGGCGCGGGGGGGGGGGGCAGGCGGGGGGAGGGGGGGCGGGGGGCGGGAGCGGCUCGAGGCGGGGGGGAGAGGGGGGGGGAAGAGAGGGGAGCGAGAGGGGGGGGGAGGAGGGGGACGAGGGGGGGGGGACUGCGGCGGGGGGGGGGCGGCGUCGGUGCGGGGUGGAGGGGGUGGGGCCGGGGGGCCGGGGGGUGGGGGGGCGCGGGCGGGGUGGGGGGGGGGGGCGGGGGCGGGCGGAGGAGGCGGGGCGGGCGGAGGGGGGGGCGCGGCAGGUGGGGGGCCACCAGGGGGGGGGGAGGGGCCGGCCGCCGGAGGGGGGUGGGGGCGGGGAACGGGUGGGGGAGGGGCGGGAGGCGGGGAUAGGCCGGAUUGCGGGGCGUGGGGGGCGGGGGGGGGGGUGGGGGGGUGUGCGGAGGGGGGCAGGGGGAGGAGGGGGUGGGCCGGGGGGGGGGGUCGCGGGGGGGGGGACCGUGGGGCUCGGGGGUCCGGGGGGAGGCACGGGCGGGGGGGGAGAGGGGGCGGGCGGGAGCGGCGGGAGAGGGGGAGGGGGAGUGGGGGCGGCGGGUGACCGCGUGUACGGGGGGACGGGAGGGGGGCGCGGCGGGGGGGCGGUGGGGCGGGCGGGGGGGGCGGGCGGGCGGACCGGGAGGGCCACGGGGGGUCGGGUGGGGCGGGGGAGCGGGGGGGUCGCCGGCGCGGGAGGGGGGAAGGGGGGGGGGGGGGCGGGGGGGGGGCGGGGGGGGGCGGGGGGGGGGGGGUAG
Molecule: messenger RNA, 6000 nt
Organism: Knipowitschia caucasica
Lineage: Eukaryota; Metazoa; Chordata; Actinopteri; Gobiiformes; Gobiidae
Source: the annotation of a GenBank genome assembly